This is a messenger RNA of Diversispora eburnea, 3138 nucleotides long. Lineage: Eukaryota; Fungi; Glomeromycota; Glomeromycetes; Diversisporales; Diversisporaceae. The record is from the annotation of a GenBank genome assembly.
AUGGGUUCAUACGAAUGUGACACACAGCGAACGAAUCCGACAGGAAAGAGUAACCACGUCGCCACGGACGUAGCAGAAACAGAAGUAGUAAAAAACCUCAAAACUCAAUAUAAAAAUGAAUUAUCUAAACUACAAGAACUAUUCGAGGAUUGGACGGAAGCAGAUUUGCUCUUUGCACUACAAGAGGCCUCAGGGGACCUCGAAGUUACGGUUACUCGAAUUAGUGAAGGUCACACUACUCAAUGGGGUGAAGUUAAAUCUCGUAAAUCUAAGAAAGAACACAUUAGUAAGGUUAAGGAGAGUGGACAACAAUCUGGAAGCUCUCAACGUGGUCAUCAACGAGGUGGUUAUAGUGACCAAGGCGGAUUUCGUGGCGGAAGUCGUACUCGGGGGAGAAGGGAAAAUGGUUCGGGCUAUACUCGACCUCCACGUCAACAACACAAUGGACCUAACCCCUCUAAUUCCGAUGACACAACUAAUGGUGCCCAAUCCAAAUUGGGUACUGAAAAUUCGAGCAACAACGACAGUGUUGGUGGUAAUUCCAAUGAAAGUUGGUCCGAUUCUAAAGGUCCCGCUUGGAGCAUUGACAACAGUAAUACCACCAGUGACUGGAGUGCCGAAAAUCCGACCCAAAGUUCAUGGACUAAUGACGAUAAUAACAAAGUCAGUUGGGAUAGCAGCAUGUCCACCGAUAAAGGUCCAAAUAAUUGGGCUAACGAUGUUUCUACAGACAAUUCCCAAAAGGUACGGAAUGGGGAUGGUUGGACAAUCGAAAAUUCAACAGAGAAUUUUAAAGAGAACCGGGCAACCGACAAUGCUAUUGAUAAUCUUGGAGUAAGUCGGGAAUCUGAUAAAUCCACAGAUAAUACAAAGCAUGUACGCGAGCCCAAUAUUGUUAAGGAAAAUAUUAAUACCUGGGACACUGGUACUUCCAAAGAUAGUUGGAGUGUGGAAAAUAAUUGGACUUCAGAUACACCUCCAGAAAAUUGGGGGAAUGAGAAUUGGAGUUCCGAUGCUUCUAAAAAUGGUAAGAAUGCAAAGGACACACAACGAUCUCCAAAUCCUAAUGCGCCCAGGUCAAUCACUGCAACAAAAUCAUCCGUAUCUCACAAAUCACGGACAAUUCCUUCGCAGCCCAAAGCAUCUUGGGCUCAAAUUGUGAAGCCUGAAUUAAAACCAGAACCAAAACCGGAACCUGUUUCAUCCCCUGUACACAAGGGUUCAUCGGAAAUCGUAAAAUCAGUAUCUCCACAAAUAUCGAAAUCUCCAUUAAUCCCUGUGCAAACUUCACCGACACCCAAAGCGUCCGAACCAAUUAGUGUACCAUCACCAGAAACAGUGUCGAAUGCUAUCGCUGUAAAAAUAGAGGAAGCUAAGGAAUUAAAAGAAAUUUCUUCGCCGGAAGAAUCAUCACCUACCCCUGUCGUUUCUUCGCCGGUUGUUAAUGCUUCACCACGAACAAAAGAAAUUUCAUCACCUGGUAUUCUUCAUAAAUCCAAGACAGGAGCACCUUCGCGUAGAUUAAAGCAAGAUGCAGCUGUAGUAAUGCCAAGUGCAGGAGCUGGUUUGGAAAGAGUUGGUGUUCAAUUUGGAAGCUUAAGUAUUUCUAAUACUGGUGAAGAGGUUACCGAGAUAGAAACACCAGUAUCACCUCAAGCUCAAAAGGCCGAAGAACGAUCGUCUGUUAAUGGUGAAAGUCCACAAAUAUUAUCUUCUCAAACUACACCAAUCCAACAACAACAGCAAUUACAACAAAUCACAUCUCAACAAACAUUACAGCAGCAAGCACCGCAACAGAUACAACAAAGUUCUCAACAACAAUCACAACAACAUCAAUUACAACAAUUACAACAACAAUCACAAACAACUCAACAAUCAUCUACUAUUACUUCUCUUCCUCAAACAACGAAUUCAGUAAAUCGGUCAAUAUCCAGUACAUCAACACAAUCGACACAGAAUAGUUCAUCUUUACAGUCAUCGUCAUCCGUAAACAGUGCUCCAUCUGCUACACCAUUGACCACAACUACUGCUCCAACUCCACAAAAUUUUAAUCCUACAUAUUUCAAACAACAGCAAGAACAAACCUCUGGAACCUAUAUAAAUCAGCAACCUCAUCUAGGAUUAACAGCAGAACCAUUAAACGCUCCGUACGGCUCAUAUUUACCUAGUCAACCACCUAGUCAAUUAUCAGGAUUUGGAAUUGGACCAAUUCAAUCGUUACCAGAAUAUGGAGCGUUAUAUGGUCCAGAAGCUGCUCAACGCAUGAUGGGAUAUUAUGCUACUGAUCCAUCAUAUGGUCAAGCAUCGCCGGUAACUACAACUGGAUAUCAAAAUCGGGAUAACAACAAAUAUGCACCUGAUACGACAAAUAAUUCUUCAAGCCAAACAUCCAAUCAACAAACUACUGGAGCUCAGCAACAAUCUACAAAUCAACAAGGGCAAAAUCCUCAACAACAACAGGCCUAUCCACUAGGAGUUCCUUAUUAUCCAUAUUAUUAUAUGAAUCAAUUUCCUUCGGCCUAUCAACAAUCUGGAUAUGGACAACCUUUUAAAUCUAUGUAUCCUAUGUAUAAUCAUCCUCACUCGAGCAAACCUGGGUCAGCCUCAGGUGCAUCACCAUAUGGUUACCCUACAACGCCUACCACACCAAACACACCACAUCAUUAUUCACAUACGUCCACAACAGGAUAUGAUGAGAUUACUGCAGCACAGAUACAUCAUCUUCCUGGAGUACCUAGUGUUCAUGAAUAUCCGAAAAACUAUGGUGGUGGUAUUCCACCACUUAAUUUCCUAGGUAAUACUUCCGGAAAUACACCUCAACCCACUUCCGGAGCUUCAGGAUCAACAACUACAGGAGGAGGAAAAUCAAGUAAUAAUAGUAAUUCGGAAUUAAAUUCACCUGCUCAAUACAAGGGAUAUAAUGAAAAGACUUCGACAACUACCCAACAAAGUGGUCAAUCUGGAACCCAACAACAUCAGCAUCAGCAACCUACUAAUCCUAAUUAUUAUGGACAACAGGCUCAACAAAUGUUUAAUAGUUACCAAUACCCUCAAGCACACCAUCAGUAUCACCCACAUCAAGCACAUCAUCAAGCAUCUGGUCGUAAUCAGCAACAAUAUUGGAGUAGUCAAAGUUAA